AUGUUAUCUUUACAAAAAAUAAUUGAUAAAACUCCAAAGAGUUGGACUUUACCUAUAAACUCAAAUGAUCCAAUGGAAAUGGUGAUUGAAAAAAUGGAGAAGUUUGGAAUAAUAAAUGAUGAAAAUCUUCAAAAAUAUAGACUGAUUUUCAAAGGAUUUUCAAUGUUUGUCAGAAAUAUUUGGCCAUCCGGAGAUCAAGAGUCAUUGGUAUUGGGUACACAAUUCUUUAUUUUCUCAGUAAUAUUCGAUGACCUUAUUGAUACGAAUGAACCGGAAUUUGGAAUGAAAAAAAUCAAUAGAGCAAUCAAUAUUUUCAAAUUGGGUAAACUGGAAGAGGAUGCUACUCCACUUGAAAGAAUUGCUUUUGAUUUAAAAGAGAGCUUAGAACACAGAGUUGGAGAUCAACAUCCUUUGCUAAAUGUAUUCAGAAAUGCAUUCAUUGAUUAUUUUGAUAAUUUAAUGCCAUGGCAAAAUAUCAAGAAAUUAGAUGGUGACAUGAGUAUGAAUUUAUAUUACAAUAUGAGAAGACACAAUAUUGGAAUGGUACCAACAUUUUCUUUAAGUGCAUUAUUCAUUAUGAAAAGAUUAAACUCUGAUAUAAUUCUAGACCCACUUUGGAAAAGUUUAAUCGAUCAUUCAGGAAACAUCUGUGCUCUUUAUAAUGAUAUAUUCUCUUAUGAAAAAGAACUCAGAGAAAAAGAUGAAAGAAUGAAUAGUUUCCAUUUUAUGAAAACUCAAAACAAUUGGUCUGAUCAAGAGUGUCUCGAUUUCAUGGACAAAGAAUUUGAUAAAUGUUUUGAACAAUAUUUUAUUCAUGAAAAUCUUAUUAAACAAAAAUUUAUUCCAAUUCUCAAAAACAAAGAAGAUCAAGAAGAGUUUAUUGAAAUUGUUGACCACUUUCAUACCGUGGUAUCUGCGGUAGUAGCUCUCUACUUAGUAAAGCCAAAUUAUAAAUCACCAAAUUCCAUCUUUGUUGAACUUAGAACUAAAAUUCAAUGA
Messenger RNA from Heterostelium album PN500, 999 nucleotides. RefSeq lists its product as uncharacterized. The transcript has 2 exons. Gene Ontology annotation, molecular function: terpene synthase activity. The record is from RefSeq and is a predicted model, not a curated record. NCBI's taxonomy places the organism in Eukaryota, Evosea, Eumycetozoa, Acytosteliales, Acytosteliaceae. The coding region runs from base 1 to 999 and encodes 332 amino acids.